ACCUCCACCCAGUGUGCGUGAGCUUUUGCAAGGAAGAUAAUAGUGGAAAUAGGGCAGGUUCGGGGACUGGAUAUAAUUGUCUUGUUGGCAUGAAUUAUUCUAUGUGCAUGAUUUCUAAAUUAUUGCGGUGCUGCACACAACCCUGAUCUGCUUUCUAGAACGGUGGAUCUACCAACAAGCUCACCGUGGGUUUGUAACCAUUGCAACCUGCGCUCGUGCUUAACUUCGGAAACUAUGAAGAGUCGAUUUCGAGACGCACAAGAAUGUUACAAUUCAGUGGUAACUGUUCCUUGCCAUAGGAUCGUUAGCUGUAUAUGAGUAGCAUAUGUGUCGUGACUUAACAGUAACACUGAUUUUCAAUGGUUGUAGUGCCCACUAUCUUGGUUUAUUAUUGCAGAUUGCACAAUUUCAUGCGAAACCAGACAUGAAUAUACAGGAGGUUGAUCCACAUCACCAGACUGUUUACCUGUGUUGAAAUAUCUUGCAUGCCUUGUGCAUAGAAUGUAUGUGAGGAAACGUGCGUAAUGUUGACUUUGGAUGUAUGGAGAUGUCGAGCAACUGAGGAUCCAUAAGAACACAUAAGAGUGAUUGUCAACCAAAACAGACAUUGAAAAAAUGAGUCAAGAUGAAGGGAUAUCAUUGUCGGUUCCUUCCUUUGGUCCUGGCUCGGGCACUGAGGGUGCCUGCGGGGACUCUGCUGGCUCCCGGGAAGAGAGCGUGAGCGGUGUCCCCAUUCCCGCGGCUGGGACAUUCUGGCACGACUCGGUGGUCAGCGGAAGCAUCAUUCCUAAUAUUCUGAGCUGCCCGAAGGACAGUGGCGGCUUGUUGUCUACGGUGAAAUGUAAAAGCAGGGCUGUCACGGUGGCAUAUGUCGUCAACAGCGAGCUCACACAGCCGCACACCGCAGAGAACAUGGCCCUGCAUUGCCUGAAAGACGCUUGCGACUCCGUGGGAAGUAAACUGGAAAUCAUACACUUUGGAAAGAUCGACUUUGGAGAGACGUGUGUGCUUGACCAGUUCUAUAAUGCAGACAUAGCUGUGGUGGAGAUGACGGACGCUUUCCGCCAGCCCUCCCUGUUCUACCACCUGGGUGUGAGGGAGAGCUUCAGCAUGGCCAACAACAUCAUCCUGUACUGUGACACCAACUCUGACUCGCUUCAGUCCCUGCAGGAUAUUAUUUGCCAGAAGAACACUACAUGCUCAGCCAACUACAGUUUCAUCCCGUACAUGGUGACACCGCACAACAAGGUGUACUGCUGCGAGAGCAGCCUGAUGAAGGGCCUGACAGAGCUGAUGCAGCCCAGCUUCGAGAUGCUGCUGGGACCAAUCUGCAUGCCCCUGCUGGACCGCUUCAUCCAGCUGUUCAAGGUGCCCCAGGCUAACUCCUGCCAAUACUUCAGAGAAACCAUUCUCAACGAGAUUCGGAAAGCGCGGGAAUUGUUCACAGGGAUGGAGCUGGCCUCAGAACUCAGCCGAAUUCAACAACGAUUGGACAACGUAGAGUGCCUUUCAGCUGACAUCGUCAUCAACCUGCUUCUGUCCUACAGGGACAUCCAGGAUUAUGAAUCCAUAGUGAAGCUGGUGGAGACCUUGGAGAAGCUUCCUACAUUUGACCCUGUGGCCAAUCCCCAUGUCAAGUUCCACCAUGCCUUUGCACUGAAUCGGAGGAACCUCCCGGGGGACCGUCAGAAGGCCCUGGACAUCAUGCUGCCCCUGGUGAAGGCUGACAACCAGGUGGCCUCAGACAUCUACUGCCUGGUGGGACGCAUCUACAAGGACAUGUUCCUGGAGUCCCACUUCGCUGACAAAGAGAGCAGGGACAGUGGCACGGCCUGGUUUAAGAAGGGGUUUGAGUCUGAGCCGACACUACACUCUGGCAUCAACUACGCCGUUCUACUCCUGGCAGCGGGACACCAGUUUGACGCCUCCUUCGAGCUCCGCAAAGUCGGAGUGAAGCUGAGCAGCCUACUGGGGAAGAAGGGCAGCCUGGACAAGCUGCAGAGCUACUGGGAUGUGGGUUUCUUCCUGGGGGCUAGCAUCCUGGCCUGUGACAACACCAGGGUCAUACAGGCUUCCGAGAAACUCUUCAAAUUGAAGGCCCCUGUCUGGUAUCUGCGCUCUCUUGUGGAGACCAUCCUGAUUUACCAGCACUUCAAAAAGCCCUCUGUGGAGCAGCCACCCCCCAAACAGGAACUGGUGGACUUCUGGAUGGACUUCCUGGUGGAGGCCACAAAGAAAGACGUCUCGUCUGUCCGCUUCCCAGUGUUGAUAUUGGAGCCCACUAAAGUCUAUCUGCCUUCGUACUUGUCCAUAAACAACGAUGUGGAGGAGAACACUGUCUCCAUCUGGCAUGUUUCCCCUGAUGACAAGCACAGGGGGGUCCAUGAGUGGAACUUCAGGGCCAUGUCAGUACGGGGUGUCAGUAUUUCCAAGUUUGACGAGCGCAGUGCCUUCCUGUAUGUGCUGCACAACUCAGAGGACUUUCAGAUCUACUUCUGCACAGAGAUGCACUGCAAAAGGUUCUGUGAUCUGGUCAACAGCAUUGCAGAGGAAGCAUGGAAAGGCCCGGAAGAGGGGGAGUGUGACAUUGACGCCCUAGAGUACGACUAUGAGUAUAAUGAGCACGGAGAGAGGGUGGUUCUGGGAAAAGGGACGUUUGGAGUGGUGUACGCCGGCCGGGACCUUAGCAACCAGGUGCGGCUGGCCAUCAAGGAGAUACCGGAGAGAGACAGCAGGUACUCUCAGCCCCUCCAUGAGGAGAUUGCCCUUCACAAACAUCUGAAGCACAAGAACAUUGUGCAGUACUUGGGCUCCAUCAGCGAGAAUGGUUUUAUCAAGAUCUUCAUGGAGCAGGUUCCCGGAGGAAGCCUGUCUGCUCUGCUGAGGUCUAAAUGGGGCCCUCUGAAGAACAACGAACCCACCAUCGGCUUCUACACCAGACAGAUCCUGGAGGGACUCAAAUACCUCCAUGACAACCAAAUUGCUCACAGAGACAUCAAGGGUGAUAAUGUGCUUAUAAACACAUAUAGCGGAGUUCUGAAGAUAUCUGACUUUGGAACCUCUAAAAGGCUGGCUGGGAUCAACCCCUGGACUGAGACUUUCACUGGAAGCCUGUCUGCUCUGCUGAGGUCUCAAAUGGGCCCUCUGAAGAACAACAACCCACCAUCGGCUUCUACAACCAGACAGAUCCUGGAGGGCGACUCAAAUACUCCAUGA
Molecule: messenger RNA, 3216 nt
Organism: Salvelinus sp. IW2-2015
Lineage: Eukaryota; Metazoa; Chordata; Actinopteri; Salmoniformes; Salmonidae
Product: mitogen-activated protein kinase kinase kinase 5-like
Biological process (GO): protein phosphorylation; cellular response to stress; MAPK cascade
Molecular function (GO): MAP kinase kinase kinase activity; ATP binding
Source: RefSeq, a predicted model, not a curated record